AUGGACGUUUACGAAGAAUUCGUUCUCUUCCUCCAACAGUUCUUCUUCGGCCUUUGCCAAUUGCUUUACUCCAUAUUACCGAUAUUCCCAUUCGCUUUCCUCGCCGCCGCUUUCCUUGCCCCACAAGAGACGAAACAAUUCGUCCAACGCCUUCCUUACAACCUUCUCGCAGUCUCCCUCUUUCUCCUGGGCCGUCUCUUUGCUGGUUGCCGCAAUCGUGCCGGGCGAGUGUUGCUCAUCGAUGGAUGGGUGAUACAACAGAUCAGAGACCUUCUCGCUUGGAUGAGAACCACAAAGAUCUCUCCAACAAACGACACCCCAGUUACUGCUAAGGUCAUUUCCGAACCCAACGAGCCGUUGCCUUCUUCUUUCUUAGUCACCCCCGAAACAUCAACGGCUCUCCCUGGCUUCUCUCUACAAACACCAUCAGUCCCUGUGAUUGAUUCGACAUUGGGAUCCCUCCCAGAAACCUUGCUUGACUCGACAACCCCAUCCGAAGAACCUCCCUGCCACAUUGAGCCUGAGUCCGAUAUCAAUGACAUCAAGAUUGAACUCCCCGUUGCUCCAGCUCGUCCUCGACCACUCAAAGUCACACGCCCGGGACGAUCUCAACUUUGGACACCCACAUCUCGGCCUAGGGGCCGUCGCUCAAGCCGCUCAAGUCGCCCGUCUCCCCGAGAUGACUUCCCCCCGGUCUUGUUGCUCGAUGAGGAGGACGAGGAUAACAAUGAUCUUGAAAAGGGCAAGGCCUCUGAGCCCAACAAUGCCCGGAGCACGGCUGCUGAAAUGGCAACACCCAAAGAGGAGUUUGUCAUUCCACAGCCCUCUGAAAACAAGACUGCCGCGUCAACGACGCCCGAUAACAGCUCCUCCCUGCCCCUCGACAACACCUCUCGUCCAAGCCCUUCACACCGCCCAACCCGGUUGACUCUCAGAGACAGAAAGAGUCAGCCCUUUGAAGGGAUCAGCGUGAGUCAGCUGAUCACCGACAAGAGACUGGCCGAGUGUCAAGAUACACUCGCCCUGCAUACUCAAGCAAUCUUGGAGCAGUCCCAAGCCAUGGCGGACUUGGGACAAUAUAUAAAAAAAGAGAGCAACAGCAGCGAUGAUCGCCUUGAGGCCAGACUUCUUGUGAUCGAGGAGGCAUUGAAGACACUCCUUGAUCUGCAGACUGCCGCUGCCGCCGUUAAGAUCCCGCCUCGGCCUUCCUCUGUUUCCAGAGAAACCCAGACCGUGGUAGCAAAAGAUCAGGAGUCUGAGAAGGCUCAACUCCUGAUCCGCCGACAGGCCAGCAGCAUCGAGGAUUUCAAGGCUUCUCUCGAUAAGCGCAGUCAAGAAUGCGCUGCCUUGGAACAGAACCUUGCCAAGGCCAACGACUCCAAGAAGAUGCUUGCUGACGGCUUGAGGAAGGCCGCCGACAGAGAGCAGGCACGAAUCAAACAGGUUGAUGAGCUUCAGAGCGCUCUGGCCUCAAGCAAGUCCGCCCAGAAGCCCAAUCGAAAGUUGCAAGCUGAGAUUGAUCAGCUCAAGAGCAAGCUGGCCUCAGAUAAGGCUCUCCACAAACCCAAUCUGGAGUUGCGAGCUGAGAUCGAUCGGCUGAAAGAAGCCCUGGCACAAUCCCAGAGCGCCCAAAGCUCCCAGGUUGAGUCCAGCGAAGGGCUCGAGAAAUUGCGAGGUGAGAGAGAUGCCGCCGUCAAAGCGGUUGAUGCAUCAAAGAAGGUGUCCAAAGAGCUGGAGAUUCGUAUCAACGAGCUCCAAGAGGCAGAAAAAGUCUGCCAGAAAGACCUCCGCUCUCUUCGCCUUGAGAAAGAAAAUGCCGGCAAAGAGACUGACGCCCUGAAGCAACAAGUCGAGCAGGCAAAGCAACAGCUCGAGUCCUCUAAAACUGACAGCUUUGACAAGGACCAGACGAUCGAAUCCUUGAGUCAACAACUGGCAGAGAGCCGCCAUCGCACAUACCCCUUGGAACAGGAGGUGGAAUCAAAAGCCGCUCAGAUCGCCUCUCUGGAAGCUCGAUCUGGACAGCUACAAACAGAACUCGAAGGCGCCAGGGCAGCACACAAUCAGGUGCUCCAGGAGGGCAGGCAAGUUCAAGCCGAGCUUGAGCGCACGUCAAGCGAACUCCGAUCUCGUGCUCAGGAACUGGAAGCUGGAACUGACAGGAUCCGUCAGCUCGAAACCUGGAUUGCCGCGUUGCAGGCCCAGGGACGAACGCUGUUAACGGAGUCAGAACGGCAAACCCUGAUGUGCAAACAGAUGGAGGAAGAGCACCAGAAUGCUCUCGCAGUCCUUUGCAAGGAGAAUGACGAGCGAUUUGAGGAACUCAAGAAAGAGCACGCGGAAAAAGUCCAAGAAAUGAAAGAAAAUCAUACGCGUGACGUCGAUGCUGCCCGCAAAUUCGCUAACGAAACCGUGUUCCAACAAUACACGGUCGUCAUCGAUGCCCAAAAAGAAGAGAUCUCGAAUAUGAAAUCCCUUUGGAAUUCUGCUCUGAAGACUGCCGUUCAAGAAGCCGUGCGCAGAAAGGACCUUGAGAUCAAGCAGCUGCAAGAGCAGCUCAAGACCAACGCGCCCGCCACUGGCCCACUGGGGCCUGUCACACCUCAGAAGCCAAUUGUCGCUAUGACACCCUCCUCCUCCAAUUCUCACAAGGGCAUGUUCUCUCCUCGGCAACAACCGCCACAGAUCAAGGAGCUGUUGAUGCAAAAGCAGUGCGAUCAGAUCCACAUCGCCACUUUAAAGAAAGAGAAGGCGGCCCUCGAGGCACAAUUUCGAGAAGCGGAGAAGGAGAUCGCCUAUCUGAUUGAGGAGAACGAUAGUCUUCUUAAACAGGACAACGCCCAGGCCGAGAUCUCACGGCUGCAGGAAGAGAAUGAUGGCCUCAAAACCAAGACCGCUGAGCUCGAAGACAAGCUCAGUGAUUUGAUGAUUGACAUCGACGUCAUUGACGCCGAGAAGGAUGAACUGUCCGAAGAGCACGUCAAAGAGCUCGAUCUGAAAAAGACACAACUGGAUCAAUACGGACAGAAAUUCACCGAGGCGACUCUCAAGGCAAAGGCACUGCAGGAUGAAAACCAGGCCCUGGAAAACGCGUACAACAUGGAAAAGUUGCACGCCGAGCGAAAAGAACAAAUGCAGGCCGACCUCCAACAGUACCAACAGGAGCGAUUGGCAUUCUACAGCGACCAGGCCAAUCUCAACGUCAUGCGCAAGACCAAGCGUGUCGCAAGCGAGACUUCAGAGGCGAUCCAGAACCAAGACACGCUGAGGAAGCGUGCAGCGAUCAAAGACAACGAUUUCAUUGCGUUGUGCGAUGUCACCGAAUCCGAACUCACCAGCUACGCCAUGACGGCCUGGUCCUGGACUGAGGCACAUCAUGUGUCUCAGCUAUAUUUCUCGCUCCAGGACAAUGACGAACGCAACCUCGAGCGAUUCGAACAAUUUAUCGCUGGUCUCGGUGCGUCGGAUCUAAUCAAACCUCGUACUCAGACCCCAGCAGAAGUCGAGGCUGCAUUCCAAUCUCUGAUCAGUACGCCAAAAUCUCUCGUCGAUGCUCCUCGCGCCGAGCUUGCAGCUCCACAGUCAUCUGCAACCUUUGACAUUCAGGGCUCCGUCACCAGCCCUGCGUUUUUGGGAGGCCCCAAUCCCAACAAUCAACAUCAAUCUCCGACACCUCGGAAAAUCCUUCGACCACGUACAAGAGGUUGA
Molecule: messenger RNA, 3708 nt
Organism: Exophiala mesophila
Lineage: Eukaryota; Fungi; Ascomycota; Eurotiomycetes; Chaetothyriales; Herpotrichiellaceae
Exons: 1
Coding region: 1-3708 (1235 amino acids)
Source: RefSeq, a predicted model, not a curated record